AUGAGCGGACUCAGCAAUGCUGCCAAGGAAAUACACAAUUUGCUGAUUGCUAAUCAGGGAUCAUCUUUGGCCCAGGAAGAAAUCCUUGAACAUUUCAAAGGAAAGGAUCUGGGCGAAGAUAAGAUCGAAUCUGUAGCUGAUCUGAUGAAACACAUCCAAGAACUUCUUAACCGCCAACUCAUCAAUUUGAGCCAACAGGGAACUACCCUAAAAUUCAGUGGAGUAGAUUUGAAACAGGCUAGUAAGAUCUCAAAUAUGUCUCAAGAUGAAGCCAUGAUUUACUCCUAUAUCGAAGGUUCAGGGAGGGAAGGAAUCUGGACGAAGACAAUCAAAGCCAAAACAAAUUUACAUCAACACAUAGUACUAAGAUGCUUGAAAUCAUUAGAAAAUCAGAGCUUUAUUAAGUCCGUAAAGUCUGUGAAGCAUCCCACCAGAAAAAUCUAUAUGUUAUACCAUCUUACCCCAUCUAUUGAAGUCACAGGCGGACCUUGGUUCACUGAUAGUGAGCUAGACACAGAAUUCAUAGACAGUUUGUUGAUUAUAAUAUGGCGGUUUAUUGCUAAUAAGACGUAUCCUAAUUUAUUUGGUACUGAGGGCAAUAAAGCUCAGUUGUAUGAAUUUAGUGUUGGUUUGAAUAAUGCACCCGAUGUAGCUCAGAUUAACAAAUUUAUCCGUGGAUCCGGUAUUACGAACAUUGAACUCACAGACGAUGAUGUUAGGUCACUUUGUGAUGUAUUAUGCUACGAAGAAAAGAUAGAAAAGUUGGAAAAGUUUGGUAAAGUGGAUAGUUACAAAGUGACAUGGCACAGCGUUGAAGAAGCAGUGAAGUUGGAUGAACCAGAGGGAGAUGUUGCCCCUAUAUUCACCUUUUAUGACAACCACAAAGUUGUUAACGCUAUCGACAUUGAAAACCCAGAUCAGAACUACUAUUUGGAUGCAUAUUUGAAUCAGUAA
Molecule: messenger RNA, 954 nt
Organism: Komagataella phaffii GS115
Lineage: Eukaryota; Fungi; Ascomycota; Pichiomycetes; Pichiales; Pichiaceae
Product: RNA polymerase III subunit C34
Exons: 1
Coding region: 1-954 (317 amino acids)
Biological process (GO): transcription by RNA polymerase III
Cellular component (GO): RNA polymerase III complex
Source: RefSeq, a predicted model, not a curated record